Molecule: messenger RNA, 1194 nt
Organism: Ascochyta rabiei
Lineage: Eukaryota; Fungi; Ascomycota; Dothideomycetes; Pleosporales; Didymellaceae
Exons: 1
Coding region: 1-1194 (397 amino acids)
Source: RefSeq, a predicted model, not a curated record
AUGCCUGGGUUCGAUCAAGUCAUUCCACAGCCCGACUCGAGGGAGCUCCUCCCUCCACUCCUGGCCUGUCUUGCAGUGUCAGGCAGAGCAAAAGAGGCACCACCAGGCCUGCUACCCCUCGUCUCGCCGAUUCUCCGCCAACGGCUUCAGCUUGUUGCUACAGACGAUUGGCUCUCGCUUCUUUGCUGGGACCGAAAUGUCGCCGCAAAGCUACCGUCAGUCAUCGAGAAGAUCCAGGUUGAGCCACACCCCGCCUCGGGCGAAAUCGAACCGGAAGACCCGGACAAGAUAUUGUACAGACGGUCAGACCCUGAGACACUCCACGCGAGAUUAGUCUUGAGCGAAUUUGGCAUCCUACCCACAUAUCUCUGGUGCACUGGCGGAGAUGGGGGUAACAGGUGGCUCCUUGCUGAACUCAGAGGCAUCGAAGAUGUCGAAGACGGCACAGAGUGGUUCGAGAGCUUAGGUGAAGCACACGAAGCAGGCUUCCGCCGCAAGCCCGUGAAGAGUAAUGGCCACCCCACUCAGCAGCCCACGCAAAUCUCGGAACCUUUGCAAGAGGAUAACGAAGACGAUGACGACGGCUCCUACUGGGCUGCGUAUGACCAGACUCCGAACACCCGCACACCCGCACAGAAACGCUCGCCUGCACCUCAGACAAGUAAUCGCACACAGACUGGCCCAACACAGUCCGAACUCGAGUACUUCGCUCGCUACGCCUCAGAAGUCCAACCCGCACUCGAUGCACACGACCCAGACGAGGAGAGCCCAGCCGCUGGUGAAUCGACACUUAACGGCAAUGCCCUGAACUACACUCGCGCACCCCAGACUGAACCGCUUGAGACCUCAAACCUAGGUCCGAACGGUUACGACUCCUCGCUGCCACCUCCCUACGUGAACGAUUCGGGUGGAGAGAGCAGGACUGAGCACAUCGAGUCUGUCGACGAGGCACAACACACCGCUUUAAAUCACCCACGACCGAAUUCUUCUUCGUCAUCGAGGUCGGUUGAGAAGCUGGAGAGGGAAGCUGCAAGUCACAGUCAGGCAGAGCUUGCUAUCAAGCAGCAUAUCAGUACGGAUAUCAAGAGCUUGUUCCGAUUGGCGAGGGCGUCGGGCAUUGACCGAGAAGAAUUUGAAAGGAUCAUCCAGAGGGAAUUGGAGGUUUUGCCAUUGCUGGAGCGGGACUCUGACUAG